Messenger RNA from Oryzias melastigma (Indian medaka), 1788 nucleotides. RefSeq names its product aminomethyltransferase (gene amt). Gene Ontology annotation, biological process: glycine catabolic process. NCBI's taxonomy places the organism in Eukaryota, Metazoa, Chordata, Actinopteri, Beloniformes, Adrianichthyidae. The record is from RefSeq and is a predicted model, not a curated record. Gene Ontology annotation, molecular function: aminomethyltransferase activity; protein binding. Gene Ontology annotation, cellular component: mitochondrion.
UUCGAUGCCGCGGGCGUCCAGGAGCGGCUUCCUGCGGGCGUCCGGAGCGGGAGGCGCGGGGAGGAGGCAGCAAAGGCCGGCCUCCAGUGCAGAGGUUCCCUUGAAGAAAACUCCACUCUUCGACUUCCACAAAGCGCAGGACGGGAAGAUGGUGAACUUUGCUGGCUGGAGCAUGCCUGUCCAGUACAAAGACAGUCACAUUGUGUCACACAUGCACACCAGAGAGCACUGCUCCAUCUUCGAUGUCAGCCACAUGCUGCAGACCAAAGUCCACGGCAAAGAUCGGGUGAAGUUCAUGGAGUCUCUGGUGGUUGCGGACGUUGCAGAGCUCAAAAACAACCAGAUUUCUGUUUCUCGUCUGAGAGCAGUUGAGCUGACGGAGAAGCUCCUGGCCAACCGUGAGGUGAAGCUGGCCGGCCUCGCGGCCAGGGACAGCCUUCGCUUGGAGGCGGGGCUUUGUCUCUAUGGCAACGACAUCGAUGAGACCACCACUCCCGUGGAGGCCACGCUUGUUUGGACGAUAGGAAAGCGCCGACGUCAGCUCAAAGAUUUCCCUGGAGCUGAAAUUAUCGUACCUCAGAUCAAAGCCAAGACGAGCAGGAAGAGAGUGGGCUUGGUGUCCACCGGCCCGCCGGUCAGGCAGCAUACACCCAUCCUCAGCCCCGAUGGCAAAGUCAUAGGCGAGGUGACUAGCGGCUGUCCGUCCCCCUGCCUCAAAAAGAAUGUUGCCAUGGGUUACGUGGAUUCGGCUUUCGCCAAGAAUGGCACAGACAUCCAGGUGGAGGUCAGGAAGAAAGCGGUGCCGGCCGUGGUCAGCAGGAUGCCUUUCGUUCCAACAAACUACUACAUGGGUUAAAAGGAAACAAAAAGAUAAGCCUGAUGCUCACUGGUUUAGCUCUCAGCAGAGCUGACAAUGUCGCCCCCUGCUGUUUAAUUUUAGAAAUGUGGGACCAAAAUGAAAUGUUCAAAUCUGCAUUUGGAAAAUGUUUCAAGUAAAUGAAAAAUUAUAAAGUAUAAUAUAAACGCUGAUCUGAAAACUGCAUAUGAAAUGAGCCUUUACAUGUAGUUAUUGUGCAAUGUGUGAGUUCUGAAUCCAGGAAACUCCUUAAAACCACCUUUGUGUGGGAUUAUUUGUACGUCUGGAGUUUGGACUUUUACAUUUAGUCUUAACUCUGUUUGUAACUCUCUCCAAGAAAAGUCAGGUUUGUUAGAAUUCAAUAAAUCCAAUUUAAUGUAGAUAACAGAAAUCUGAUUAGUAAAUGUGAUGCAUAUAUAUUUACAAAGCUGGACCAAAACAGGAAAAUCCUAAUUUAUCUGCUGAUGAUAAAAUAUUAUGCAUUUGUAAUUAACUAGUUUUCCUGUGUUGCUAUGCAAAAUUCUGAAAAACAAAGAGGAUUCAUGAGUUUUAUUGCUCUAAAUUCAAAUCCUAAAUUAAUAACAAAAAAGUGACAGUUAGUUUACAUUAAUUUGUUCUUAUUUUAAUUCAAUAUGCAUUCUUGUUUAGUAAUUAACUUCCUACUAAAGUAUCUCAGACUUCUGUUUACUAUGGGAUGACUGUUUCUUGUGCUUAAGACUUUUUAUACAUGUUAGAACAGUCAUAUCAUUUGGUAUUCUGAUAUGUUAGAGAAGAAAUACUAUUAAUUUGACUUUUUUACAUGGGUACUAAUGUAGAGAUCUUGAACCAAAUCGGUUAUUUAUAUAAACAUUUAAAAUAAUUAUAUAAUUUAUAGAUUGGUUUACCUGUCUGACCUGCUGCUUUUUCAAUAAAACUAACACUCAUAAAAUCAA